Messenger RNA from Nerophis ophidion (straightnose pipefish), 871 nucleotides. RefSeq names its product L-rhamnose-binding lectin CSL2-like. The coding region runs from base 88 to 759 and encodes 223 amino acids. Gene Ontology annotation, molecular function: carbohydrate binding. The record is from RefSeq and is a predicted model, not a curated record. The transcript has 9 exons. Lineage: Eukaryota; Metazoa; Chordata; Actinopteri; Syngnathiformes; Syngnathidae.
AUCGCCAAUACGCCCUGUUCAGUCUGUUUGCACCAGUCAGCAUAAAAAGUCGUACAUUUCCAGGCGUUACAACAUUCAUCUGUUGAGAUGUUGCCUGCCAAGUUGACAAUCGUUGCCUUCUUGGCAUCAAUGUGGUGUUGCUCAGCAUUCACAGCCCGAUCAGCUUUCAAACACAGUCUGGCAUGUUCCGAUAAGAACAUUGAACUGCAAUGCCCUAAAAGUCAUGUGAUCGCGGUGGAAGAAGUACGCUAUGGUAAAGCCAAUACUCUCAACUGUACGGCUUUACCCACAGUCGCCACAGUCUUCCCAGUUGACCAGCGCUGCCUCCGAACAAUAUUCACGGAAUGGGUCGGGUUCAUCUGUGAUGGCCAGCAGCGUUGCCGCCUGACAAAGCCAAACCCAAGAAUGUUUGCAUGCGACGCCAAUGACAACUUUGUCCAGGUCAAGUACAUGUGCACGCCACAAAGCCCUGCUAUGCGCACAGUUGUUGCCUGUGACGGACAAACAGCAGCUAUCACCUGCGCUUUUGGCACCGCCAUCGAGGUUACGAAGGCCACUUAUGGACGCUUUGAUGAGAAUCUCUGCACUAAGACCCCCUCGGACGCAACCUCCUGCUCGAGCCCAUUUGCCGAAGAUCUCGUUGCAGACAGGUGUGAUGAGCGGACUUCCUGCCAAAUCGUUGCAAACCUAAGCUUGGGAAAUGGGACUCACUGUGAUAAUCUUCCCAAGUACCUGACUGUGAACUAUGAGUGUGUGUGAUUGCGCUGCUUGUCGGUCCAGCCCGAGACUGCAAGAGGAGAAGCACCUCGACAUAUAUUUUGUCUAGUCGCUCGUGUGGAAAAUCACAGAGCUCAUUAAAAACUUGCAUUGA